AUGGAAGGUCUUGAGCAAGAGAAUCAGGUCCUCCGUGCCGAAGUGACAUCUUUGAAGACCAAGAUAGAGGAAUUGGAGUCUAUGAAGACCAAGAUGGAUGAGUUGUCUGAAUUGGUAAAAGUGCUAUCAACUGCACAAAGUCAACCACCACCUCCUCCUCCCUUCAGCACUCAGGCCGAAGCAUCUUCCUCUGCUAUCCCUGAUUGGACAAUAUGUGCUGACACUCCGACACACUCUGCUCCACAACGUUCCACGCGUUGGUUUCAACCUUUUACUGCUGGUGAAAUAUUCCGUCCCAUUGCCUGUGAAGCUCAGAUGCCUACUCAUCAGUAUAUGGCUCGUGUUCCCCCUGUAAAGGUCCCUCCAGUCGCUAUGACCUACUCAGCACCUGUGAUGCAUACUAUUCCACAAAAUGAAGAACCCAUCUUCCAUUCAGGGAACAUGGAGGCCUAUGAUGGAGUGAGUAACUUACGAGAAAAGUAUGAUGAACUGCAACGAGACGUGAAAGCUCUCCGGGGAAAAGGGAAAUUUGGGAAGACUGCUUACGAUCUCUGUUUGGUGCCGAAUGUUCAGAUACCUCACAAAUUCAAGAUUCCAGAUUUCGAGAAGUAUAAAGGGAACUCCUGCCCUGAGGAGCAUCUAAAAAUGUACGUGAGAAGGAUGUCCGCAUAUGCCCGGGACGAUCAGGUCCUUAUUUAUUACUUCCAAGAGAGUUUGGCUGGUCCUGCCUCAAAAUGGUACACAAAUCUAGACAAAAUGGAAAUCCAAACUUUUCGUGAUCUAUGUGAAGCUUUUGUGGAACAGUACAAUUAUAAUAUGGAUAUGGCUCUAGACAGAAGCGAUCUUCAGGCUAUGACCCAGGGAGACAAGGAAACAUUCAAAGAGUAUGCCCAGCGAUGGAGAGAUACCGCUGCCCAAGUUAGCCCACGUAUAGAAGAGAAGGAGAUGACCAAGAUCUUCUUAAAAACUCUCAAUCAGUUCUACUACGAGAAGAUGGUCGGAAGUACGCCCAAGAACUUUGUUGAGAUGGUUGGUAUGGGCGUGCAGUUGGAAGAAGGAGUCCGAGAAGGACGAUUAGUUAAAGAUGGAGCUUCCGACAGUGGAGCCAAGAAAUUUGGGAACAACUUCCCAAGAAAGAAAGCACCAGAGGUCGGUAUGGUGGCCCAUGGGAGGCCUCUGCAAAAUUAUCCAGCCUAUCAACAUGUUGCCGCCAUUACGCCCGCUACCAAUGCUAUUCAACAACCGGGUUAUCAGCCGCAGUUCCAACAGUAUCCUCAGCAACUGUAUCAGCAACAACAACCUCGACCACAAGCUCAAAGGACACAAUUUGACCCGAUCCCUAUGAAAUAUGCGGAUUUGCUCCCAUCAUUGCUAGAGAAGAAUUUGGUCCAGACCAGGCCACCUCCUAAGGUGCCAGAAAGAUUACCAGCAUGGUAUAGACCUGAUAAGUUUUGUGCUUUUCAUCAAGGGGCCCCGGGUCAUGAUACUGAAUACUGCUAUGCUCUGAAGGCCGCAGUCCAAAAGUUAAUCCGAGAUAGAGAUCUGUCCUUCACCAAUCCGCUGCCAGAUCAUGGUACCUAA
This is a messenger RNA of Medicago truncatula (barrel medic), 1581 nucleotides long. RefSeq lists its product as uncharacterized. The transcript has a single exon. The record is from RefSeq and is a predicted model, not a curated record. Lineage: Eukaryota; Viridiplantae; Streptophyta; Magnoliopsida; Fabales; Fabaceae. The coding region runs from base 1 to 1581 and encodes 526 amino acids.